UUCCAUGGCCCUCUUGGCCAUGUAAAUGUGCCCGGGCUACAUAUUGAAUAUGAGUUUGUCCACGAUGUAAUAAGGACACAUCACUGUAAACUAGCAGGUUUCACGUCGGCAGCAGGAACUUGUUAAGACAUAGACCAGGGUCAGGUUCCUCUGUUACGAGCUAUGAAUUGAAAUGCAAAGGAGGGUUUAAGCAGGUGGUCCCUCCGAGGGUUUUGUCAUGUUCAGCACAGACGACAUAAAUGGCUGCAAAACUCAUAGCGGGCUAGCGAGAGUGGCAAUAGAUGCCCUUCAUACAACUCACAGAAUUGGCACAAUUAUGUUGAAAGAAUGUCUGCCAUGGAGUCGCCCCGCUGUUUGAGGCGAGUUUCUCGCUUGGGAUCUGUUGAUGUCUGAGGUGCUGGAGGGACGACAUUGUGGCUGACUGGAUUGUAGCAUGUGCUCGAGUGGAUUUCACUGAGCAAUCGAGGAUUGUGAAUUAGUCUCUCUCAAAUGGGCUACUCAGGCUUCGUCCAGAAUGUAUGAGUUUUUCAUGCUGUUCAUUUGAGGAGCAGCAUGAACACGGUUAUGAUUUGGUGGUAAGAUUCACUUGGAAGGCAAAAUGGCUAAGCCUCCAUCGGGUUUGAAGCUUCAGCUUCUCGUUCUGCAGUGGAAAAGGCUGGCAACAGCGAACCCACGAGGCGUAACAAACAGCGUGCUAGCCAGUGAUGGAGUCAAUCGAUUCCACAAGUUUCCUGAUACAGUGGACCUCAGCUCUGCCUCCACGGCAUCGAAUUUUGUGAGGGCCUCGAUUGCUGCAAAUGCAUCCCUCAUUAUUGAAGGUUGCCUUGGGAGGUCGGAAUUUGCGCCACCGGACCUUCUUCAUAAGCGCUGUUUCUGCAGCAGCACUGCGAACGCAGUUGCUCACGUCCCUGGGAAAAGCAACCGGAGAUAUAAUAAACCGAUCAAAGCUAGCACAUUUCCGAAGAAGGUUCCAUUCACGGGAGUUACCACAGGAUUUCAGCGGCUGGCGUUGCAGAUAAGUUCAAUACUCGACGAAGGUGGAGACGUGGAAACUGAAUUUCAGCGAAUGAAAUUAUGGCCAACUCCCGCACUGGUGGUCGAAGUACUGAAGUUCCAAGAAGACCCUGCUAAAGCUAUGAGGUUCCUCAGAUGGGCCGAGAAGCAAGGAUGCUUUGUCAGUGCUGGUUAUGUUUACAACGACAUGACACGCAAACUUCUGGAUUGUAGGAAACUGAAAACCGCGAUGGCUCUGAUGCAAGAAAUGAAAGAGAGGAAGUUGAAGCCUGCUGGGUCAAGUUAUGCAGAACUUGCUGUGCAGCUUUGCAAAUCGAACGACUUAGAGGCAGUAGAGAAAGUGAUUGCAGACAUGAAGGCAAGUGGCCACAAACCAGAUUUAUAUGUCUACACCGCACAAAUGCGGAGCUUUGUGAAGGAUGGCCGAGCUGACGAUGCACGAAAGCUUCUGGUGGACAUGAAAGAGUCCAAAGUACAACCAGAUGGUUUGACCUACGAUUUUCUGAUCAGAGUUCUUGCCAAAGCAAGCCUGUCGAAGCAACCGGAUGGUAGAUUGCUGGGAAAAUCUCUCCCAGCAGACAAUGAGUUGCAGAGGAAGUCUGCCGUUGAGCUGGAGAAGGCCUUCAAAUACUUGGAGUUGAUGAAGAAAAAAGGCUACAUUCCUCACGUUGAUACUUAUAACUGCUUAAUCAACCUGCUGGGCAAAACAGGUCAAAACCAGAGGGCUUGGGCGCUACUGCAGGAAAUGAAGGAAGAUAACUGCUUCCCUGAUGUGGUUACCUAUAACUCCCUUAUCGGAAAUUUCCAAAAGGCAGGACAAUGUGCAGAAGCUUGUGAGCUCUUUGACGAGAUGAAAGCCAACGGCUGUCAACCUAACGUGAUAACUUACAGUAUCAUGUUGAAUGUGGUCGCUGGAAUGGGGAAUCUGCAACAAGCUUGUGAUCUCUUUGAGGAGAUGAAAACCAAGGGUUGCAAACCCAACGAGGUGACCUACAGUACUUUGAUCUAUGCCCUUCAGAAAUCAGGUCGAGCUGAGGAUGCAUGGAAGCUGUACCAGGAGAUGAGGGACGGCAUCCAUACCUUCACUUUGGUUACGUAUGUUUCUCUGAUACAUGCGUUUUGCAGGGCUGAGGAGAUGGAGGAGGCUUAUCAACUGUUUGAAGAGAUGAAAGCGAGAUGUGGUGUGGCGAAUGUAAUCACAUAUAAUAUAAUGAUAGAUGGCUUCAAGAGGGCGGGGCAGUGGAUGAAGGUCUUCUCUUUGUUCGAAGAAAUGAAGCAGAGAGGCACUCCUCCAACUGAGAUAACAUACAACUUGGUCUUAGAUGCUCUGCACAAGGCUAGCUGCUGGGAGAAAAUUUUGGAGGUAUUUGAAGAGAUGCAGCAGGCCUGCACUAUAUCUAGAGUCUUUGCCUACAACUUGGCUGUGGAUGCGAUGGUUAAAAUCAGCCACACUUCUCAGGCUCGUCAACUGCUGCGCAAACUGGAAGUGGAAGGUCCUGCACCUGAUCUGGUGACUUACAAUUGUGUGGUAAAUGGACUCAUCAAGGAGAAUCAGCUGGAGGAGGCUCAAAGGCUUGUCAACGACAUGAAAUCGAAGAACGUGACUCCAAAUCAAAUUACGUACAGCUGCCUCAUUGAUGGAUUCGGAAAGGCUGGGAAAUGGGAGGUUGCGGGUUCAUUAUUGGAGGAGAUGAAGCAGGCCGGCUGCACGCCAAACAUUUUCACUUGUAAUACGUUUUUGAAUGCUCUGUGCAAGGAUGACAGACUGGAUACAGCCGUGCAAUUUUUCGAGGAAAUGGAGAAGAAAGGCUGUACGCCGGAUGUUGUUAGCUACAACUCCCUCAUUGAUGGCCUGUGUCGUGCGGGAUCAUUGAAGGAGGCAGGUGAGCUUUUUGAACAGAUGAAGGAGAAGAACUGUCGAAGAGACGUCAUAACGUACAACACCUUAGUGAAGGCAUACGGGAAUGAAGGCAAGGUCAAAGAGGCAUGGGACCUGUAUCUUGAGAUGAAAAAAAACGAUUGUGUGCCCGACACGUACACGUACAAUUCCUUGUUACAGGCACUUCUGAAAACUGAGAAUGUGAAGGAAGCCUGCAACCUUGUGAGGGAAAUGCAACAGAUGGGCCACACACCCAAUGUCAUCAUGUACAACUCCAUACUCUCUGGUCUAGGUAAGUUGGGUCACAUAGAUGCCGCCUGGAAGCUUUUCGAGGAAAUGAGGACAAGUUGCACACCCACUGUAUGCACCUAUAACUGUCUGAUCGAUAUCUUUCACAAGGGCGGACAAUUAGGCGUAGCUUUCAAGCUUUUCGAAGAAAUGAAACAGGCCGGCUGCACUCCAGAUGUUUACACUUAUAGUUCUCUAAUCACGGGUUUACAAAAGGCAGGUCAGUUGGAGGAAGCUCAUAGCCUUUUCAGAGACAUGCAGGCUGUGGGUUGUGUUCCCAAUGUGGUCACUUACAACGCCCUCAUCCACGGCUAUUGCAAGGCAGGGAAAAUAGAAGAGGCUCAAAAGCUGGUCGAAGAAAUGAGUCAAAGUAACUGUCCCCCGAACCAGAUAACAUAUAAUUAUUUGUUUGACGUCCUUAUGAAAGAAGGUCAGCUGGAGAGGGCCGGUGAACUUCUUAAAGGAGCCUGGAAGGGGGCAACAUAGAAUGAAGAAGCAGCUACAAUUGAUGUAGAAUACAGUUUUAGGAAGCAAAUGAGUUUCAAUUUUGACCGAAAAAAUAUUCGAUCCUGCAUUUCGAACUU
Marchantia polymorpha subsp. ruderalis is the source of this 3765-nucleotide messenger RNA. NCBI's taxonomy places the organism in Eukaryota, Viridiplantae, Streptophyta, Marchantiopsida, Marchantiales, Marchantiaceae. The record is from the annotation of a GenBank genome assembly.